Messenger RNA from Carica papaya (papaya), 911 nucleotides. RefSeq lists its product as uncharacterized. The record is from RefSeq and is a predicted model, not a curated record. Gene Ontology annotation, biological process: translation. NCBI's taxonomy places the organism in Eukaryota, Viridiplantae, Streptophyta, Magnoliopsida, Brassicales, Caricaceae. Gene Ontology annotation, cellular component: mitochondrial large ribosomal subunit. Gene Ontology annotation, molecular function: structural constituent of ribosome.
UGUGGCUUUGCUUCCAGAGCCAGACGGUUCGACAGAGAGGCUUGCAGGUGCGGCGGGGGAGAAGAAAAUAGAGCUGACAAACCGAAAGGCGCUGAGUAGGUUAGAAUUCAGUGAGGAAAGGGAGAUUUCGAUUUUGGAUCUUAAGGGAAUCGAGAAGAAAAAGGGAUUUCUGCGUUUGUACAGAUAGGAAAACAGCAAGCGAAGGUGAACGAAAGCAAAAAAAGGGAAAGGAAAAGAAAGGUUUGGAACCCAAUCGCUCCAGCCGUAGGUUUGAUUCUUUUUGCGAGAAAGAGGGAACAAUGCCGUUGGGACUCAUACUAGGGAUAGGAAGGGCUAUGCGAAGAAAGCGCACAUCUUCUCUUGACAUUCUCUCAUCUAAACGAGCGCCUAGAGAUUACUACAAAGGGAAGAAUUGCAAACCCACGGGUUUCCAUACACGAAAAGGUGGGUAUGUUGUGGUGCAAGAGAAAUUGCCUAAUUAUGUUGUCCCUGAUUUAACUGACUUCAAGCUUAAGCCCUAUGUGUCCCAAUGCCCAAUAGAAGUCAAAACUGCUGAGGCUCCAGAAUCUGCUAAAUAAUCAAAUGGAGAUAAUUGCUUCUGCUGCCUGUCUGCCAUGAUCUUGAGUUUCUUUGAUUUGGCAUGUAAUUAGGCUAGCUGAGUGAAGUUAGCACUGCUCGAUUUUGUCCCCAUUUAGUUAGUUGCGAUCUGUUCGAAUGAUUCCUUGUUUAGUUCUUAGUUGUGAUAUGUUUGAAUUAGCUCCUUGAGAUAUUUGAGGGUAAUCUAUAGGGUGUCAAAACUAUUGGAUAUUGAUUCACGAUCCUUAUCAUUCAAAGGUAGGUAAAUGUUCUUAUGGUGUUCACCGGGUAGGAAACUCUAUAUAAUAAAUCCUUUGCUUAUCUUAUUCUGCUAA